Selaginella moellendorffii is the source of this 1688-nucleotide messenger RNA. RefSeq lists its product as uncharacterized. Lineage: Eukaryota; Viridiplantae; Streptophyta; Lycopodiopsida; Selaginellales; Selaginellaceae. The record is from RefSeq and is a predicted model, not a curated record. Gene Ontology annotation, molecular function: RNA binding. The coding region runs from base 1 to 1479 and encodes 492 amino acids. The transcript is spliced from 4 exons.
AUGCUAGGUUUUAGGCGCUCCGGCGAUCGGUUCCAAUGCGGCAAGGAUUCCUCCAUCCAGCAGCAGCUGCCGCGGUUGGGAUCCACCUCGAACGAAUGGACGCUGGCGAGCUCCGAUUCUCGCAGAAUGAAGAAGGUUCUCGUCUCCGGCUUGCCCGACUUUCUCGAUUCGGAGGGCCUGUUUUGCUUCUUCGAGCAGAAUUUCGGCCCGGUCUUGGAUGCUGUCGUGCUCCCAUUCCAUUCCGCCGAUGGCCAGCGAGGAAGAUUUGGCGUCGUCACAUUCAAGAACAAGAACGCGUUCCUCGAAGCUAUCCGGAUGAAGAGCGGCUACAUCUUUGGGAAGAAGGCGAUGAUCGACAUCGUGGAGGCUCGCGUUUCCAGGGACUUGCUGCCACCAGCUGACGAGAAUUCCAAGAGACAGUUUGGAGAAGACGCUCCUCCGGCAAGCCUCAUGCAUUCUCCUUCGCUUCCUCCCUGGGCUCAGAGGUUCCGGGACUGGCUGCCGGGUUUUCUAGCCGAGGUUUCCAAGCGUCUGGCGAAAGGCGAAGCUUAUCCUCUUUGCUCGCUGAAAGGCGACUUCCGGGCAACUUGUGGGCUGGAGAUGGAUCACGCGUCACUUGGUUUCGAGAAACUGAGAGACUUCAUCCGUGCGUGGCCAGAAAUCUGUGAGCCGAAGCUUGUGCCAGUGGGAUCGGGCCCAGCGACACACAUUGUUCUCGAGCGAGUGAUGCCAGACACAGCAACAGAGAUCCAGCAGCGGGAGCCGACUUUGGGAUUGGGACCACAGACACGCAGUGAGAGUGUGUUGCCAGCUACCGAGACUGUGAUCCAGCAGCCAGACCCGGGGCCGUCACAGCCACCUCAAGCUCCACCAAGCGACGUUGUCCAGGGAUCGUUACUCAGCCGCAACGUGCUCCAGGAUCUGUACAACGAGAACAUCCCGACACUCCGCCGCAACGUGCUUCAGGAUCUGCACAACGUGGAGAACGUCCCACCACCACCACCCAGCACCGGUACGAUGCGCAACGUCUUUGACAACGUCGAGCACAACACUCUACCACCGAGCACCGGUGUACUGUGCAACAUUUGCAAGGAGGAAGCGCUGUGGUCCGGCAUUCCGUGCAGGCAUCUUGUGCUCUGUGACUCCUGCAAGAAGUGCCUCGACAAGUGUGGUCAGACCCGGGGGAUGUUUUGCCCCGUGUGCCAUGAUCCGGUCGAAAGCAUGGACAUGCUGCGAUCGGCUGGCAAAGUGCCGAAGAUGAUACGUGAGGACGACGCUCCGGCAAGCCUCGAGGGACUUGAAUUCGAGAAAUUGAGUGCCUUCAUCCGUGCUUGGCCAAAGUCGCAGCUUGUGCCAGUGGGACCGGGACCAGCGAAUCACAGCGCUCUCGAUCGUGUGCUCCCAGAGACAGCACCGAAGAUCCACCAGCCUGAGACUCCAGCUCCGCCGGCCUACAUGCUCCGCCGCCAGUCCGCAUAGAGUGCUUCCACCAUCUCUCGCCGAAGGCCCGGUACUCUUUUGGUUUUCUGCUUUGUUGAUACUUUCGAUCGAUUUUGCUGUACAGAGUUAGAGCUAGUCGAGACAAUUUCGUUUCUGACGAGGAAGUGUACAUUCAUAUUCGUGGUCCAUGAAAGUGUUCUUUUCCGCAAGAACUCAAGUCUCGAUCUUCAUAAAGGUAGUUUGGUCUC